Messenger RNA from Ochotona curzoniae (black-lipped pika), 1469 nucleotides. RefSeq names its product fibronectin type III domain-containing protein 4. Gene Ontology annotation, molecular function: protein binding. Bases 159 to 986 code for a protein of 275 amino acids. Lineage: Eukaryota; Metazoa; Chordata; Mammalia; Lagomorpha; Ochotonidae. The record is from RefSeq and is a predicted model, not a curated record. The transcript is spliced from 6 exons.
CGGGAUGGGGUAGGGGGCAGCGCCAGAGUGGAGCGAUGGGCCGCCCUCUAGGCACCGAGCAGCCCCCCGAGGCCUGACCCACCGCGAGGACCCGAGCAGGACCCCGCCUGGAUGUCAAGCAGAUACCCCCGUGCCCCGCAGCGGACGCGGCGGGGACAAUGGCUUCGCUGAUGCCCCUCUCCCCAUACCUAAGCCCCACGGUCCUUUUGCUGGUCAGCUGUGACCUGGGCUUUGUGAGAGCCGACCGGCCCCCCUCUCCUGUCAAUGUGACCGUCACUCACCUCAGAGCCAACUCAGCCACUGUGUCCUGGGACGUCCCAGAAGGCAACAUCGUCAUUGGCUAUUCCAUUUCCCAGCAACGGCAGAAUGGCCCCGGGCAGCGUGUGAUCAGAGAGGUGAACACCACCACGCGCGCCUGUGCCCUCUGGGGCCUGGCUGAGGACAGCGACUACACCGUGCAAGUCAGGAGCAUCGGCCUUCGAGGAGAGAGCCCUCCAGGGCCCCGGGUGCACUUCCGAACCCUCAAGGGCUCUGACCGGCUGCCCUCAAACAACUCCAGCCCAGGUGAUAUCACGGUGGAGGGGCUAGAUGGAGAGCGACCCCUGCAGACGGGCGAAGUGGUCAUCAUUGUGGUGGUAUUGCUCAUGUGGGCUGCGGUGAUCGGGCUGUUCUGCCGUCAGUAUGACAUCAUCAAGGACAACGACUCCAACAACAACCCCAAGGACAAGGGGAAGGGGCCAGAACACAGUCCUCAGGGAAGGCCAGUGGGAACAAGACAGGUGAUGUGGGGGCCGAUGAGGGUGGAAAAGGUGGUUUUAUCCCAGAGGAGCAGCCAGGGAAAGAGGGAUAGGAAAAGCAGAACAGAAAGUCAGGGAAGGAGGAGUCUGCAGAGAAUUGGGAGGGCUCAUGACCUUCAUGAAAUUAGACACUCAGGCCAUUUUCUUUCACAGAAAAAGUCGCCAUCCAUCAACACCAUAGACGUCUGAAUGGAGCAGCAAAACUGGAAGAUGGCUGUGCUAACGGCCUGGGGCUGGGAGCAGUCCAAGUUGGGAUGUUUCCAGGGGGGUGAUGACACUCCCACAAUCUCAGGCUGGUAUCCACUCUCCUGGCACUGUCAGCAGGUCCAGAAUGUGGAUCUGUUGGAAUAAUCUGCACCCCUGGACCUGGAGCGUGGCUAUUCGUUGGGAUGUCUCCUCCCAUCCCCUCUGCCCGCUCGUUCAACACUGUCCCAUUAGGUCCCCACUAGAGGGCCCCGUUUCACCUGCAUCAGGACUCUCCGCAUACCCAGCUGCUCUCACAUCUUGUCUCUGGGCCUCGAGGCAGGGCUGUGGCAAUGGAGACUCCUCCUCUCCCAGCAAGCGGACAGCAACACCCGGGGCCUAGAGGUAGAGGCUGCGCUGCAGUACUCCAAUGUCUUCCAUGGCGCCUCAGGUGCUCCCCCUCUCACCUGGCAGCCUCUGCAGCUACUG